Molecule: messenger RNA, 1122 nt
Organism: Naegleria lovaniensis
Lineage: Eukaryota; Heterolobosea; Eutetramitea; Acrasida; Naegleriidae
Exons: 1
Coding region: 1-1122 (373 amino acids)
Molecular function (GO): DNA binding
Source: RefSeq, a predicted model, not a curated record
AUGCGAAUGAACACUUCUAAUUCGAACGAUCAUGCGUAUCCGUCGUCGAGCGAUCAUGUCUUUCAGUUGCCAUGCUUGAAGAAUCCAAGUGAUCAAUUAACCUCAACUACCUUCCCAUGUAAUAUUACAACCUCCUCACAAAGAACACUCCUAGAGCCAAGUUUAUCUUCUGAAAUUUUGCAAUCCACAUCGCCACAUGCAUUCUCUCCUAAUUGUUUUGAAAUUUUCAAAUUGUCACUCAAUUCAUCUCCCACAUGUAAACACAACGAACAACAACCAGCGAUGAAGAAUUUUGCUCCAUCGACCUCUUCAAGUAGAAAUUCACCCACACCAUCUCGAGAAGUCUACUCAAAUUUAAAGAUGGCUGCUUGCAUCCAACCAUUUUUGGAAGCACCUCAAGAGUAUUCUGUGAAAUCAAUACUGUACGCAGCGUCACAACCCAAAUCAACAAUGACGCAAUCCAAAGUAUACAACGUAUCUUCUCCUCCCUCUUCCAUACCAACUACCUUCCACACCAACGCUUAUUCUCCUCACAUUCCUUCGCGAUUAAUGACAGGAGUGGUUUCCAAGUCUGAAGCAUUUGUUGCCACACAACCUACAACAAACAACAACAUUGCCAUGUACAACAUGCCAUAUACAUACUCUGCUGCUCAACAAAAUCAUAGACAAGCUCCAAUGGAUACAUACGCUAGAAGAAAUACAAACUCAUCUCCUUCUGAAUCAGGUAGUAUCGAGGAAGAUAAAGCCUACCGAAUGAAAAUGCAGUUGCUUCAACGAGGAACCACCAAUCUUUCUACCUUUGAUGAAAAGAGUGGCAUGCUUCGACCCAACUUGAGCAAGGUACACAAAUCAUCGAGCUUUUCUAAACGAAGCACCUCAUCGCCCAAGUCAGACGAUGAAGAUAAGAAGAAGUUCAACACAGGUACUUGGUCCAAGUACGAGCAUGACAUGUUUUUGAAAGGUCUCGAUGAGGUUGGAAAGAAUUGGAAGAUCAUUUCUGAGAGCUAUGUGACGACGAGAAAACGAACUCAAAUUGCUUCACAUGCUCAGAAAUACUUUUUGAAGGUUGCCCAACUGAAGAAGGGUGAAAAUUUGUCUCCAGAUGAUUUAUAUUCGGAAUAA